AGCACGAAAAGCCGGUUCCCACCAACAACUUCGAACAGCCGGCAGCGCUCAGUAAUAAACAGACUUCGAGCGCGUGCAGUUCGGUUCUGUUCGAUUCGAUUAGAUAUAAUAUUCCGCUCCGUUCCUUCCGUUCGAUCUGUAUUCGUACUGAGUUAUUCCGAGUUUCCCCCGACCACAAAAAAUCACCCACCAAAAGCCGGUUCGGGAUGCGAUUGCGACUACGGUGAUGAUGAUGAUGAUGAUGAUGCCAAGGAUGCAGCUGAUGCAGAAUGGCUCUUGCAUCUUCAAGAUACAAAUUAAGUUGAUUUGUUGCGCUCGCGUUCUCUUGGGUAAUUGAACCCAAGUUCCUUGUGCCGCGGUCUUCGAGCUCGAGCGUUUCAUUGCAUUUUGUGUAUCUGUAUCUAGAUACCUUUGUCGGUAUCCGUCGCUUGUCAAUCUGUUCGCUGAUAAAAAAGCAAACGCAACGCAACACAACCACGAAACAUAAACCAACGUUGACGGAAAAUAAAAGUAACAAACAGCAAGUGGCGUAUCUGUGUGUUCGGUGAUAAAUGCAUUUCAUGCGUUCCCAACUAUGUAAAUAGCAAUUUAAUUUGAGUGUCCAGAGUAAACAUAAAAAAAACCGCCCUGGACGUCAGUCCACCACCACCCUAGUUAAGCCCCCCCCCCCCCGGGUUAACCCCUGAAAACCCCUAGAAAAACCUCUGAAAAAGGGCAGUCGUCGUCGUUGUCGUUGUCUGCGGCAUCCAAAUAUUGAAUAUUUACAAAUGCGUUGAGUGCAUUUUCGAGUGGCCGGCACUUACAGUGACUCUCUGGUGGAUGUGCGAGUGUAUUCAACGGAUUGCCAGCCAAAUAAAACUGCGAUUUCGAUUCCGAUACGACUCUAUAUCCGAUACGCGGGUGUGCCGGUCUUCGUUCACAUUUUUGUGUCGCUAAUUGAGAGCGAAGGUGUUGAAGUGGCCAGGAUAUAUACGUAAAUGGCUGCCAGGAUGAUCUCAAUAUACGGCUUGGCCAUUGCUUUGAUGAUGGCUCCCGUUUUGGCCGUCUCAUCGCGUUUCCUGCGAUUGCCACAAAGUCAGUCGGUGGUGGAGAAUGAAUCCAUCGAAUUCGAGUGCGAAUCCACGGAUAACUACAGCGAACUGCAGUACGACUGGUUGCAUAAUGGUCAUCGGAUUGUGUAUGACAAGCGUGUCUAUCAAAUCGGCUCCAAUUUGCAUAUCGAGGCGGUGCAGCGAAUCGAGGAUGUUGGCGACUAUGUUUGCAUCGCGACAAAUUUGGCCAGCGGCGCCAGGGAGGCGUCUCCGCCCGCCAAAUUGAGCGUGAUAUAUCUGGAAUCGGCCAGUGUGCAGUUGCUGGGCAGCAAUCGCAACGAGCUGCUGCUGAAGUGCCACGUGGAGGGAGCCUCCGGGGAUUCGGAACCGCUUCGAAUCGAAUGGUAUCGCAACAGCGCCAAGUUGAGCAGUUGGAAGAACGUCCAGCUGGAUCAGCACCGCCUGAUUGUCCGUCAGCCGGGACCCGCCGACGAUGGCCUGUACCGCUGUACCGCCUCCAAUGCGGCUGGUCGGGUGAUGAGCAAGCAGGGCUACGUCUAUCAGUCGAAUGUGAAGUGCCUGCCCAGACUUCCCAGGCGGAAGAAUCAAAAGUUGCUGGAGUCCUGGGACAAGCAGACAUUCCUGUGCCGCGGCAAGCGUGGCGGAUCUGGUGGCUUGGAGUCACUGCCCCCGGCUCCGGAGGAUCUGCGCAUUGUUCAGGGACCCAGCAGCCAGGUGGUCAUCAAGGAGGGUGAGCCCACUGCCCUGACCUGCCUCUAUGAACUCCCCGACGAGCUGCAAAACCAACGCAUUCAACUUCGCUGGCGAAAGGAUGGCAAGCUGCUGCGGCAAGUGGAACUUGGUGGUUCGGUGCCCAUACCCGGGCACUCUUCCUCCGAUUCUGGCAAGGAUGCCCUGCUCCGGGAAGAUGGUCGUCUAGUACUCCACAAGCAGAACGGAACCCUGAGCUUUGCCAGCAUUAUAGCCAGCGAUGCGGGCCAGUACCAAUGCCAGCUGCAACUGGAGGCUCAUGCCCCGAUUAACUCGUCGCCUGGAGUACUGGAGGUCAUCGAACAACUGAAGUUUGUGCCACAACCCACCUCCAAGAACCUGGAGCUGGAUGCAGUGGUGGCCAAGGUGCACUGCAAGGCUCAGGGUACUCCAGCGCCACAGGUGCAAUGGAUGAGGGAUGGUGUAAACACUUCGUUACCCGACCAAGUAGAAGUUGAUGCCAAUGGAACACUUAUAUUUAGGAACGUAAACUCCGAACAUCGUGGCAACUACACUUGUUAUGCCAGUAAUACCCAAGGUCAGAUCAACGCCACGGUGGCCAUAAAUGUGGUGGUCACGCCCAAGUUCAGUGUGCCGCCGGUGGGUCCGAUUGAGACCUCUGAGCAGGGCACCGUGGUGAUGCACUGCCAGGCGAUUGGUGACCCCAAACCGACGAUUCAGUGGGACAAGGAUCUCAAGUAUCUGAGCGAGAACAAUACGGAUCGGGAGAGAUUCAGGUUCCUGGAGAAUGGCACCCUGGAGAUUCGGAAUGUGCAGGUGGAGGAUGAGGGCAGCUAUGGUUGCACCAUUGGCAACAGUGCAGGCCUCAAGCGGGAGGAUGUCCAGUUGGUGGUGAAGACAACAGGCGAUGGUUUUGCCCCCGAGGAGUCCGGCGGCGAUGGCUUCCUGGUCACCCGAGCCGUUCUGAUCACCAUGACCGUGGCCCUGGCCUACAUUGUUCUGGUGGUGGGUCUAAUGCUCUGGUGUCGCUAUCGUCGUCAGGCCAGAAAAGCCCGCCUGAACGAACUGAGCACCAAGGAGGCUGGCGCGGAUCAGCCGGAUGCCGCUACAAAUGGCAAGGGCUCGGAGCAGGAGCCCUGCCUCUCCAAGCAGCACAAUGGCCACAGCAAGUCCAGGUCCAAGUCCAGCGGGGAUGCCCAGAAGUCCGAUGACACAGCCUGCAGCCAGCAGUCGAGGGCCUCCAAGAAAUCCGCCCACAUUUACGAACAGUUGGCCUUGCCAAGAUCUGGACUCAGUGAACUCAUUCAGAUUGGACGCGGCGAGUUCGGGGAUGUGUUUGUGGGGAAAUUGAAGGCCACUCUGGUGACCAGUGGCUCACCCACGGAUAAGGAUGCGGACACGGAAAAGCAGCACAGUAAUAGCGAAAAUGGCAGUGGCGGAAGUGGAAGUGGCAGCACCACACUGAGUACCCUAAACGAGAAGCGACGCUCCAAGACCUCCAUGGAUGACAUCGAGGAGAUCAAGGAGGAGCAGCAGGAGCAACAGGAUCAGUCGGGUCUCGAGCAGCUGGUCCUGGUCAAGGCCCUCAACAAAGUGAAGGAUGAGCAGGCCUGCCAGGAGUUUCGACGACAGUUGGAUCUCUUGCGUGGCCUUUCGCACAAGGGGGUUGUACGUCUAUUUGGCCUGUGUCGCGAAAAGGAUCCACACUACAUGGUGCUGGAGUAUACCGAUUGGGGCGAUCUCAAGCAGUUCCUGCUGGCCACCGCCGGAAAAGUUAACACUGCCACCGCCGGAAGCUCCUCGCCGCCGCCACUGACCACCAGCCAGGUUUUGGCCGUGGCCUACCAAAUUGCCCGAGGAAUGGACGCCAUCUACAGAGCUCGGUUCACCCAUAGGGAUCUGGCCACUCGGAACUGCGUGAUCUCCAGUGAAUUUAUAGUAAAGGUCUCCUAUCCGGCUCUCUGCAAGGACAAGUACAGCCGCGAGUACCACAAGCACCGGAACACGCUGCUCCCGAUUCGCUGGCUGGCACCCGAGUGCAUCCAGGAGGAUGAGUACACCACCAAGAGCGACAUCUUCGCCUACGGAGUGGUGGUGUGGGAGCUCUUUAAUCAGGCCACAAAGCUUCCCCACGAGGAACUGACCAACGAGCAGGUGGUGCAGCGAUCGCAGGCAGGAUCUUUAGAAUGGUCGGUGGCCGAUGCGACCCCUGACUGCCUCCGGGAAAUUUUGCUGUCCUGCUGGGUGUCCAAUCCCAAGGAGCGACCCUCGUUCAGCCAACUGGGGGCUGCCCUCAGCAAGGCCAUGCAGAGUGCCGAGAAGUGAGGCCAGACUGAUGGAGCAUAUGCCAAAAAGUAAUUAGUAGUAUUGUUCUUAGUGUCUGCCCGAGUAUUGUCACCGCUAACGUAGGCUUAAGUUCGACGCCUGUUCAACAUGCGUACUUAGCAUACACACAGACCGAUGGCUAAAUUUUAACAGUAACUGUACAAACACACGAUAUAUACACUAUAUAGAUGUAUUGGAAUGGGGAUAUCUUCGAGAAUAGUAUUUGCGUGGUGCUGCAUACACACAAGUGUGCAGCUAAAAUGUACAUAAAAACUGCCACAAAUUUGCAUUUAAACCAGUUGAAGCAUUUCUAGGAUUAGAGCAUUUUAACCUUCAUCAUCAGCAUUUUAUAAUCGACUUCUAAGCUAAACUAGUACGUAUAAAUACACAAACAUAUGCAUCACACAAACAACGAGCGAUUUCAAUGCUUUCAAACAUUGAAAAACUAAGCCAAAUUUAAGUUUAGCAUUGAGUAAAAUACACCCACAUAUUUUAUCAUACGUCUAGUUAUAUAUUUAUAUGCAUAAGGAAAAAAGAAAACGAAAAAGAAAAC
This is a messenger RNA of Drosophila gunungcola (fruit fly), 4641 nucleotides long. It is a transcript of the gene otk, whose product is annotated as tyrosine-protein kinase-like otk. The transcript is spliced from 7 exons. The record is from RefSeq and is a predicted model, not a curated record. Gene Ontology annotation, biological process: axon guidance; dendrite self-avoidance; protein phosphorylation. Bases 978 to 4088 code for a protein of 1036 amino acids. Lineage: Eukaryota; Metazoa; Arthropoda; Insecta; Diptera; Drosophilidae. Gene Ontology annotation, cellular component: plasma membrane; axon. Gene Ontology annotation, molecular function: cell-cell adhesion mediator activity; protein tyrosine kinase activity; ATP binding.